Messenger RNA from Argiope bruennichi, 1459 nucleotides. Its product is annotated as dynein regulatory complex subunit 5-like. Gene Ontology annotation, biological process: activation of GTPase activity; nucleocytoplasmic transport. The transcript has 3 exons. Lineage: Eukaryota; Metazoa; Arthropoda; Arachnida; Araneae; Araneidae. The coding region runs from base 176 to 1360 and encodes 394 amino acids. Gene Ontology annotation, cellular component: nucleus; perinuclear region of cytoplasm; cytosol. The record is from RefSeq and is a predicted model, not a curated record. Gene Ontology annotation, molecular function: GTPase activator activity; small GTPase binding.
UUCUAUUUCAGCUGAGGAACUGAUGGAUCUGAAUUUAGAAUAGAAACUGUUGUCUCAUUUUUGUCAACAGUACUUAUAAAGCCAAAGUUAAAAAAGUUUGCCUUUCUAAUUUAUACGUCAGAUAAAAUAAGUGUGAAUUAGUCAUGAACAGAGCCAUUGAUUAAAUAUUCGUUGUAUGAUGUUGGUCAAUAAAUGCAAAAAUAUUGUUCAUGAGAUCCCAGGUGAACAGCUACAACUUCUAUUUCAACCAUUAAAUGAAAAACAGAAGGAAAUCUUGUCCAAUUUAUUACCAUUAAACUUACCUAUUGAUUUGUUGCUUACCUUGUCUCUAAAUGAUGUGUAUUGGAAAAGAAAAUGCUGUGAGCGACAGUGGACUCAUCUAAAUUAUUGGUUAAGUAAUUGCAGUUGGAAAAACACAUUUGUUUCUUAUUCUGUUAUGGAUAUAAUUGAUAAUUUCAUCAUUGGAAAGUCUUUAUUUGUGGAAGUAAAAAAAACACUUUUAAGUUUCCAAAAUUAUUUGUAUAUUUUAAAAAUUAAUGGAUUUAAAUUUAAUUAUUCAAAUAAUAAUCACAAAUACCUGCCUCUUGAAGAUUUUGUCUUUCAGUUAAUGUCAUUGUUUCCUAAUCUUAAAGAAGUAUAUUUAAAUAAUUUUCCUCUCAAUUAUGAAAUGCUUCUAGAAUCUAAUGAUUGUGAUUUAUUAGUUAAUAGUUAUGAAAUGUUGAGUAAAACUCUAUGUGAAUUUCAAAAUUUACAGAAAUUUAAUUUACUUGGUACUAAAAUGGAAAGUUUUCAAUUUUCUUCUGUAAUUGAUGGUUUAACUGCUUUAAAUACCUUAGUUGAUAUUGAUUUUUCUUGUAAUAUAAUCACUGAUGAUUUCUGUUAUUCAAUCGCAAAGCUUUUAACAUCUACUCAACUUGAGGUAUUGAAGUUAAAUAAUAAUCAGAUUACAAAUAGCGGAGUAGAAAUUAUUGUAGCAGCUUUAAAUAACAAUAAAUCACUAAAAAUAUUGCAGUUGGAUCACAAUUCCAUUGGUAAUAAAGGUGCUAUAAGUUUAUUUAAUUGUUUAAUUUCAAAUAAUAAUUUACUUAAUAUUGAUGUAGCAUAUAAUAAAUUUACUGCUGAAUGCAUAUUUUCUCUUUGCAUGUUUUUGGAAAGGAACAGUACUUUGCAGCAUUUAAAUCUUACUGGAAAUAACUUGGGACAGGAAGCAGGUUGGAAAAUAUAUAAAGUUGUCCAAGGUAAUAGAAGACUUUUAUAUCUUGGAUUUCAGUUCUGUGGAUUCAUUUGUGAGAUAGAAGAUUUAAUACAUCUACAGAUAUCACAGAAUCAUGAAAAUAGAUAUCAAAGUGAACUGAAGUAAUUUUUAUUCUGUUACUUUCUUUUGCAUUGAAUAUAAUUUUUAUUUGAAUCAUCUGGUAAAACAUGUUAAUUGUUCAAAUGAAUCCUGGAAAUUUUUCUU